Baudoinia panamericana UAMH 10762 is the source of this 1267-nucleotide messenger RNA. RefSeq lists its product as uncharacterized. The coding region runs from base 247 to 1008 and encodes 253 amino acids. The record is from RefSeq and is a predicted model, not a curated record. Gene Ontology annotation, cellular component: cytosol. NCBI's taxonomy places the organism in Eukaryota, Fungi, Ascomycota, Dothideomycetes, Mycosphaerellales, Teratosphaeriaceae. Gene Ontology annotation, molecular function: electron transfer activity. The transcript has 3 exons.
AAGCCUAGCGACUUGCCCACCGAGUCAGUGCGUACGAGUCUCUGUUCAAUGUUGUUCGCACACCCUCGCGUAUCGCAAUGGCACUCGAGUGUCGCGUGCGUAUGGUUCUGCACCAUCAUCAUGUGAAGAUCUUGCCGAGGUGCAUCUUGCGCCGAUCCCGACCACCAUGUCCGAGCUCGCUAUGAGCACAAGACAUUGGAAGUUACUGCACCUUCUGUACAUCCUCUCCACGUAAGAGACAGCAACAUGUCAGGCCUACGGAUACUGGUGCCUGUGAAGCGAGUAGUCGACUAUGCGGUCAAGCCGCGAGUCAACAAGGCGCAAACCGCCGUGGAGACGUCGGGUGUGAAACACAGUAUGAAUCCGUUUGAUGAGCUAUCAAUAGAGGAAGCUGUACGGUUACGAGAGCGUAAAAUGCCUGUCGAAGACAUCCUCGCCUUCUCUGCCGGUCCCGCAAAAAGUCAAGAUGUACUCCGAACAGCAAUGGCGAUGGGCGCAGAUAGAGGCAUCCUCGUAGUCGAGGAGAAGACUGAGCUAGAGCCGUUAGGCGUCGCGAAACUGUUGGCAAAGGUUGUCGAGGACGAGAAACGGAAUCUGGUCAUCCUCGGCAAGCAGAGUAUCGACGAUGAUGCGAACCAGACGGGCCAAAUGCUGGCGGGACUACUGAACUGGCCCCAAGCGACGCAAGCGUCGAAGGUUGAUGUGGAGGGUGAUACGUGUACGGUGGUGCGGGAAGUGGAUGGCGGUGUUGAGACGCUUCGGGCGAAGCUGCCCAUGAUCAUAACGGUGGAUCUCCGGCUGAACGAGCCUCGGUAUGCGAGUUUGCCGAAUAUUAUGAAGGCGAAGAAGAAGCCUUUGGAGAAGAAGACGCUGGCGGACUAUGGCAUCGAUGCGAACAAGCGGUUAAAGACUGUGAAGGUCACGGAACCUCCGCCACGGCAAGGCGGUGGCAAGGUUGAGGAUGUCGAUGGCAUGAUCAGCAAGCUCAAGGAGCUGGGCGCGAUAUAGGGCUGUAUGUGCUUCCAAGGGCGAGCUAUCAACUGACUGUGUACUUGAAAGACACACCAUUGUCGCGUGUUCCAGUCCGAGGAUCGAGGCAGUAGCGAGCUCCGGUGCCUUCCUUAUUCGAGGUUUGUCCUUACGAUGCCCCUUAGGAAUCUGCUUUGGUGACACAGAAAGAUUCCUGCUGAGGAGAGACACUUUGUUCAUUUACCUAUGCGACUCUCUCACUGGCUGGAGUCACCGAACGCCCGCUCCGCUACCUGCU